Messenger RNA from Lactuca saligna, 705 nucleotides. The record is from the annotation of a GenBank genome assembly. Lineage: Eukaryota; Viridiplantae; Streptophyta; Magnoliopsida; Asterales; Asteraceae.
AUGGAUAAAGAUAGACUCACAGAAGAAAAAAUACAAAGAUUUGAGGAAUUUGUUGAUAGGCGCCUAAAACCUGACCUUGUUCGAGCCAUUGGUGAAAGGGACAAAGUUUUUGAGCAACAGAAAGUCUUCUCAGAUCUUAGAAGAAAUUUGGAGAGUCUUGAAAAGAAUAGUGUAACAAGUCUCAGGUCAAUGGUCAAUCUUGGGUCUGAAGUAUACGCACAAGCUGAUGUACCUGAUACACGCCACAUAUUUGUAGAUGUUGGCCUUGGAUUUCAUGUAGAGCUCACUUGGUCUGAGGCUUUAAAGAUCAUCCCUGCUAGAGAAGAAAAGUUUGCUAGGCAAAUUGAGGAAUACACUCGUCUCAUUGCACAAAUCAAAGCUCAAAUUAAGAUGGUUUCACAAGGUAUACGAGAGUUGCUACAACUGCCAGCUGAAUGACUUCACAGAGUUAAGAAAUUAAUCGGUAAUAUAUUGUUAGUGUCAAAGAGAAGGCAUAAAAAAAAAAUUCCAAAUUGUUUAAAUCAGAAUUGCUUAUUUUUUCUAGAGAAAAUUAAGGUUAAUGGUUAAAUAGCUUUUUUAAGAGUUUUUGAAACUUGAAAAUGUGUUUGAAGUUGUGAUUGCCAAUUUUGAAUCUAGUUUAAAAGUUCAAAAAGUGGCAAAUCUACCAUUGGACCAAAACUGAAAAAGAAGUUACACCAAAUGGGC